Amborella trichopoda is the source of this 1238-nucleotide messenger RNA. Its product is annotated as tagatose-6-phosphate ketose/aldose isomerase, putative (Mog1/PsbP/DUF1795-like photosystem II reaction center PsbP family protein). Gene Ontology annotation, cellular component: chloroplast. NCBI's taxonomy places the organism in Eukaryota, Viridiplantae, Streptophyta, Magnoliopsida, Amborellales, Amborellaceae. The record is from RefSeq and is a predicted model, not a curated record.
GAUUUCGAACCCGAAAUUCAGUCGAAAUUUUAAGGUGUCAGGAUGUUCAAGGUAUUGGGGACUUUGUAGAGCGAAAACAUGUCCUUAUGGGAACAUAAUUUAAAUUAAUCUCUGUAACUAUCACUGGAGCCCAGACCACCAUGUGUGCCCCUUAUCUUCUCAUAUUUACACGUUCUCAUCAGCCAUGGCGGACCCAAAAACCCUAAUCCUCCAUUCCCACUUCGACCUUCACUAUAAACCCUUCGGAAACCCUAAAUUUCAUUGUAGAAAAGCUUUGGAGUGCAUUUUUCAGAACCCUGUGACACAAUUCAGCGGGCCAAUAAACCCGAGAACCCAUUUCCGAGAACCUGCACAUAGCUCAUUUCCAAAACCUAAAACCGAUUUGAACAAAACCCUAGAGAAGGUUUCUAGAAGGGGCUUUGCUCUGGUAACUGGUACUGGAACGCUGUCUCUGAUAAACGUGGCUGUCGAUUUCAUCUCCACCGAAGGGGCGUCAGCGUCAGAAGCUCCGAGAAAACCAGUUCUUCAAGUUUCGAAUACGAGGACAUGGGAUCGAUUUUUUGGGGAUGGGUUCUCAAUUCGAGUUCCUCCUCAGUUCCAGGACAUCAUGGAGCCUGAGGAUUACAGUGCAGGUUCAUCACUCUAUGGAGAUCGAGCAAAGCCAAAGACGUUUGCUGCGCGUUUUGCUUCCCCUGAUGGAUCAGAGGUUCUUAGUGUGGUUACUCGUCCUUCCAAUCAGCUUAAGAUUACUUUCCUUGAGGCCAAAGAUAUCACCGAUUUGGGUUCAUUGAGAGAAGCAUCUAAAAUCUUUGUUCCAGGGGGAGCAACAUUGUACUCUGCACAUAGUUUGAAAAUUAAGGAAGAAGGAGGUCCCAGGACUUAUUACUUCUAUGAGUUCCAGAUAGAUGACCAGCAUGUUGCUUUAGUAGCUGCAGUGAACAGUGGAAAGGCGAUUAUUGCCGGAGCGGCUGCUCUGCAAUCCAAGUGGGAAGAAGAUGGUGUUAAACUCAGAUCUGCUGCUGUUUCACUUUCUGUGACAUGAGUUUGUGCAUCACAAAGAUUUUGGGUUUGCUUUGUGAAUCCUCUUUUUGUGCCUCAUUCAAGAGCUUUCCCCUCGUAGAAAAAAAUGAUCUCAUUGUUGACUUAAAUUUCAAAGAUUUUGCCAUUUAUUAGAAUCACCUUCAAAAUGUAGAGAAAAAUGUUAUUAUUGUAUAUUAUGAAAAUAUUUAAUUUCCAUA